Molecule: messenger RNA, 1344 nt
Organism: Aspergillus nidulans FGSC A4
Lineage: Eukaryota; Fungi; Ascomycota; Eurotiomycetes; Eurotiales; Aspergillaceae
Product: protein ivdA
Exons: 6
Coding region: 49-1344 (431 amino acids)
Cellular component (GO): mitochondrion
Molecular function (GO): flavin adenine dinucleotide binding; short-chain fatty acyl-CoA dehydrogenase activity; acyl-CoA dehydrogenase activity
Source: RefSeq, a predicted model, not a curated record
GCCGACUCAUCAGCGAAUUUCAAACUCUUCAAACACCCCCUUUCGACAAUGGCAACCAUACGCCUACCACUCCUAAUCCGCCGCUCCCUUCCAACCAGGGCACCUGCGAGAUUCACUAGACCCUUAAUACCGUGCGUACGAACGUUGGCAACAACAAAGCACCCAAGGGGAUUCGUGCCUCCGACCGAAGAUGAUUUGCUGGAGCUACGAGAGAGCGUUCAGGAAUUUACAAAACGUGAGAUUCCUGAGGAAGUCGCGGCGCGAACAGAUGCUCAAAAUGAAUUCCCUGCUGAGAUGUGGAAGAAACUGGGCAAUGCUGGCUUCCUUGGUGUCACCGCGGAUGAAGAGUACGGAGGGCUUGGAAUGGGCUACCAAGCCCAUUGCGUUGUUAUGGAGGAGAUUAGCCGUGCUUCAGGUAGCAUUGCCCUUUCGUACGCAGCACACUCACAGCUAUGCGUGAACCAACUCUCCUUAAACGGCACGCCAGAGCAGAAAGCGCGUUUUCUUCCUGGCCUUCUAUCAGGCGAGAAGAUCGGUGCGUUGGCUAUGUCCGAGCACUCGGCCGGUUCCGACGUCGUCAGUAUGAAGACAAGCGCCAAAGAAGUCGAUGGCGGCUGGGUUCUUAACGGGACCAAGAUGUGGAUUACAAAUGGCCCUGACGCAGAUUACAUUGUCGUCUAUGCCAAAACCGAGCCCGAGAAAGGUUCCAAGGGGAUAACAGCGUUCGUUGUAGAGAAGACAUUCAAGGGCUUUUCAUGCGCCCGCAAAUUGGAUAAACUGGGGAUGCGGGGCUCAAAUACCGGAGAGCUCAUCUUCGAGGACGUCUUCGUGCCAAGAGAGAACUUGCUAGGCGAAGUAAACCGCGGCGUCAAGGUCCUGAUGGAGGGUCUUGAUUUGGAGCGGCUUGUUCUCAGUGCUGGUCCGCUUGGGAUCAUGCAAGCCGCCCUUGAUCUCGUUCUCCCGUACACCCACGUUCGCAAACAAUUCGGAGCCCCAAUUGCUCAUAACCAGCUCAUCCAGGGGAAGCUCGCGGAUAUGCAUACCAAGCUUGCUGCGUCCCGCGCCUAUACCUACGCGACGGCCCGCCACAUCGACAGCCAUGCCUCCCUGGGAUCAGCAGCCAUUCGCACUCAGGACUGCGCCGGUGCGAUUCUCUACGCAGCCGAGAGGGCUACCGAAUGUGCUCUGGAUGCGAUCCAGCUCAUGGGCGGGAACGGAUAUAUCAACGAGAUCCCUGCAGGGAGGCUACUCCGGGAUGCAAAGUUGUAUGAGAUUGGAGCCGGGACGAGCGAGAUUAGACGCAUGGUGAUUGGGCGUGCUUUUAACAAGGAGUAUGCUCAAUGA